GCGGGGAAAGCUGACAGCGCUGUGCAGGCGUUUCAGGUCGCCGGGAUCAAUGCUGUUUCAUCUGGCUGGGGUUUGCAAGGACAGCCACUGACUUGUUUGGAAUUUAGGAUUAAGUACCUAUGGAGAAAUGCUCCUGACUGGAUUACUUAAAGUGUUGAGGAGAGGCGAGAGAGAGCUUGGUUGGACGUGCCCGAAUCUCGCUUGAGGACCCUUAGAAGCCAAGUUUCUCGGAGCACUACAGUACCUCUGGCCCCUAUGGAGCCUCCAAUCCCCCAUAGUAUCCCUGUCAGCCCAAGCUCAGUCAUGGUCCAGCCCCUGCUGGACAGUCGCCUCUCGUAUGGCCGGCUUCAGCACCCACUCACCAUCCUGCCCAUUGACCAGAUGAAGACAACCCAUGUAGAAAAUGACUACAUCGACAAUCCUGGCCUGGCCCCAGCAACUGGCUCCAAGCGGCCCCGAGGAGGGUAUCCUGAGCCAACCCCAGGCCUCUCUCGAUGUGACCAGGAUGUCACCCACCCCUGGAUCUCCUUCAGUGGGAGGCCCAGCUCCAUCAGUAGCAGCAGCAGCACAUCCUCAGACCAGAGGCUCCUGGACCACAUGGCCCCACCCCCUGUGGCUGACCAGGCUUCCCCAAGGGCAGUGCGAAUUCAGCCCAAGGCCAUUCACUGCAAGCCCCUGGACCUGAAGGGGAUGCCGCCCCAAGAGCUGGACAAACACUUCCUGCUCUGUGAGGCCUGUGGGAAAUGCAAAUGUAAGGAGUGUGCCUCUCCUCGGACUUUGCCUUCCUGCUGGAUCUGUAACCAAGAAUGUCUCUGUUCAGCCCAGAGCCUGGUCAAUUACAGCACCUGCAUGUGCCUGGUGAAAGGGGUCUUCUACCACUGCACCAAUGAAGAUGACGAAGGCUCCUGUGCUGACCACCCCUGCUCCUGCUCCCACUCAAACUGUUGUGCCCGCUGGUCCUUCAUGGGGGCCCUGUCUCUGGUGCUGCCAUGCCUGCUCUGCUACCUGCCAGCGACUGGCUGUGUGAAGCUGGCCCAGCGGGGCUAUGACCGCCUGAGCCGGCCUGGCUGCCGCUGCAAGCAUACCAACAGUGUCAUCUGCAAGGCAGCUACAGCAGUGGACAGCAGCAAGACCAACAGAGCCGAGAAGCCCUUCUGAUUUUUCUCCUUCCCCACCUUGUUGCCUCGGGCUUUGUCUGCUCCUGACCCACAACAUUGCCAGAGAAGACUGCAAAGGGGCCAGGUCUUCUGUGUCCUGAAGAUUCCUUGGCUCAUACUCCCACCCCUUCAGAUUCUGGGAAGAAUCAGAUCCGUCACCUCCCUCCUUCCCUUCCCAAACAAGGCACUUUGGGCUAUAUUCAGGGUUUUGGAACUUUUGUGUGGUUUUUGUUUAACUAGAAUAGAAGCAGGGAGGGGGGAGAGGAGUGUUGUGUGAUAUGGACUUGAGAUUUUUCAGAAGACAGAACAUAGAUGUACACACACAUCCGGAAACUGCAGCUGCUUGGAAUGCCUUCCCAGCCCCCUUUCUCCCUCCCUUCCUUCCCUCCCUUUGUCCCUCCCUCGCCGGAUAGGGGCUGGCUGCCUGGGAGUCUGAAUACCCCAGGAAUCAUUAACUAGGUGGCUUGGGUGCCUCUGCAGAAGAGGAUUGGAUUCUCGAUUUCUCCCCUCUUCCCCAAUGUGUCACCAAUGUCUUGGUGAAGGUGAAAAACUAACAUGCUAUAUCCACACUUUAAAAAGAAGAGGGGCCAGUUAAGUACAAAGUAGGUGGGGGUGGGGGGAUGUUAGGCAUCUCCCUGUUUUGCUCCCUGCCCCAAGUUACAAUAUUAAGGAUGAGUUUUAAACUAACUCCCAAAUACCUUUCUCUGCACCCCUGUCCUUCAUCACUAAUAUUUUUGAGAUAUUCCCACCUAUAGCCUCCAAAAUUCAUUCUCUCUUAGUUCUGAUAAGCUGUCACAGAUUUAACUGCCCACCAAAGGUCCUUUUUUUUUUUUUUUUUUUUACCUCCAUCCACAUUCUUUUUAGAAAUAAUAUGGGUGGGGCAGGCAGAGGAAGGAGAGACCAAAUGUCAUUUUUGCCAAUGAGAAUCUGGUCGCCAUGUCCAGUUAUUACAUUUUGCUAGAAUAAGUAAACUAGAUGGUAACAGGUUUUAAAGACACUCAUUUCCUUCUCUGCUCUCCCCAAGUGCUGCUUUCCAGGUCCGGUUUGGGGAAGAGAGGACAUCCUGAAGAAACAUGACCUCUGUUCUCUGUCCCCAUCCCUGUCUCUGACCUUCCCCCCUUCCCCACCCAUAGAAUUUUUAAUUCUGAAGAGAGACAGUCACUCUCCCUGGCCAAAUGACGUUUGAAGCUUGGUGGGUUUUCUUCCUAUGGCCUGCUGCCGCCGCUGCUUAGCUUCAUAGCUUCUCAUGUACAAUAGUGUGUCUAUAUCUUUGUAAAUAGAGAGAUGACAAAAAAAUAAAGUCUAUUUUAGUGUUAGCAAGUGCUAGGGGGAGAGCCAGGAAGGCCCAGAAGGGGGAAAUUUUCCCAAGGGGGUUCUGGAGAAGAAUGCUAGCCAGUGGUGGGCCCCCCAAAGAUGCAGUGACCCUUUCUCUCAAGGUGCUAGAGGGAGUAGAAUGGGCACAUGUAAAAUGGGUACGUACUUGUUGCAUGCAAAAGCUGAUAUUGUAGCUUUCUUUGCUCCUCCCCCAUUUGUUUUGUUUCCUGUCAAGUGGAGAAGUGUCCAGGGCAAGGCCGGCCGGGGGCAGAUGGAGUGGGCACAGCACCAUUAAGGCUGUGCCAGGCAUGGAUAGCAUUCUCCAGGGAAUCUCAUCUGUUCCACAGAGAAUAAUAAUUGCCCUUUUAGGAAGGAACAAGGGAGGCAGUCUAUAGUCCUGUGUAGGAUACUUUCCAAGGACCUUUUUUUUUUUUUUAAGAGUAGUGGUAACAUCUGAUUUAAAAUAAAUUAACUGUAACCAUAGGUAUUUAUUGAUUGGGGGGAGGAGGGGCUUGUGUUUUAGACUUUCUUAUUUAUAUAAAUAUUUGCUAGCUUGUAAAAGCAGAACACGGAAUUACCACACCUGCAUUUUCUGGUGCUGGUUCAUGUAGCUAUCCUUGCCAUAGACAUAUUACGAUGGGUAUAUAUAUAUAUAUAGAUAUAUAUAAAUGUUCUUGCACAAAUCUGAGGGAACAGUAGGAAGGGAAACACAUUUACAGCCAACCACUUAUACCAAUUGAAUGUAUCAGAUGUCACUACUAAAGGAGAUGAUGAUAAAGGUUUUCCUGGGCAGAGGGUUAGACAUCCUGUGCCUGCCUAGCGAGAGUCAUCCAUCUGUGUCUGCUGGGCAGUGGAUGGUGCUGGCGGUCCUCAACUUGCCUCCACAGAACCUGGACCAAGUGGUGGGCUAGCUACAUUUUGAUGGCCAUUCCCCCUUGCACACCCAUUCUGUGGAGAAUUGAUUGACCCAUGCACACAACCACACUGAUCCUCUACACAAACACUUUGCUUACAAAGUAGCCUCUAGGACCUUAACUUCCAGUGUACAUAGUUUGUAAACCCUGAUUUCUUUGGGUUUCUUACUUUUUUCCUUUUGGUUUGUUUUUAGCCCUGCUAAGCUAAAUGGCUUCAGCUCUCUCUUCCCCCUUCCCCUCCCCAAUUUUUCUCUGCCUCUACUAUUUGUGGCUACUUUAACACAGUGUGACAGAUGAAAACUUCUGUUUAUUUUAUUUUUUUUUUAAGAACUUCUGAUCUCCAAACUAUUCCUUAGCCUGUUUCUGCAUGGGGCUUCUCCCAAUUGGAGCAACAAACUUGUUGAGGUUCAUGCGCAUGGAUGUGGAACUAACUAGGAGGACCUGCAAGAAGGCCACCUGAUAAUAUAUGAGUUUGUGCUUCUGGCUAUUUGCAUUAGCUGAGUGAUUGGUGGACAAGAAGGCCCCAUUCCCUCUCCUUUUAAUGGUACCACUUCCCACUUCUAUCUGGCUCAGACUACCUGUCCUUGCCUGGAGCCAAGGCUCAAGGGAAGAUGAGGUCACUCAUGAAGGGCAAAUAUAUCUAUUUAGAAAGUCAAUGAUAAAUCCCACAGCAGGUAAUAAAUCCUAGCCCCCUGAGCUCAGAGGAUAUUUUUUUUAUUGGAGGUGUCCCAGUGAGUACCACUCUGGCACCUUGAGGAGCCAGGUAGGUGGGGGAAAGUGUCCAGGCCAUGAUGGCCACUAUGCCCAGGCCCAACAUUUCUCAAUGAGCUAUCCAGCAUAUCCCCAUUAAGAUGUGCCACACUUGUUUUUCCCAAGGGGUAGACAUAAGAAACCUUCAUAAGCUUAAUAAAACACCUUCAUAUCCCCAUUAUGACAUUUGAACCAUACAGACUUGUGGGAUAGACAGGACAGAGAGGCUGAGGCCUCAAUGAACAGAUGAAGAAACUAAAGCUAAAGUAGCUUACCCAAGGUUGGCAAGCUGAGAGAACAUAACAGAAACCCAGGUUCUGGGACUCACAAGGCCUGUGUUCUGUUGACUGAUAAUGCUCAGGAUGGGGUAGGGGUGAGUGAGGGCUAGAGUGACCCUUUUAACACCAACUUAGCAAAGCUCCUCAGAAUGUCUCCAUGAGAAAUUAACUAGCACAACAUUUUAGCCUUGCUAGCCUUUUGGUUCCCUGUCCUUUUGGAAACAGUUUCACACCCCUUCUGUAAACUACAAAUCCUGAGUUUCCAUUUUUUUUUCCCUGUUGGUAACUGUGUGCCUAGGGUGUCUGUUCUCACUGCCCCAAAGUUUGAUUUUGUGUUACAAAAAGCUGUUCAAGUCCCCCCUCCCCAUCCAUCCUUACCUUUGUUUUUCUCCUUCAUUUCCCCCUUCACCCUUUCACCCUGCAACAAAAAAAGUUACCACAGAAGGGUUCCUUUGUAUAGAAUAUUUAUUUUGAAGCUCUAUUUUAAUAGUAUUUAUUUUAGAAAGUCUACUAUUGUAAGAGUUCUUCUGUUUGUGAAGAAAAAAACAAGUUUAAAAACUGAAUGUACU
Messenger RNA from Vombatus ursinus (common wombat), 4982 nucleotides. It is a transcript of the gene SPRY4, whose product is annotated as sprouty RTK signaling antagonist 4. Bases 256 to 1158 code for a protein of 300 amino acids. Gene Ontology annotation, cellular component: cytosol; membrane. Gene Ontology annotation, biological process: negative regulation of MAP kinase activity; animal organ development; negative regulation of Ras protein signal transduction. The transcript has 3 exons. Lineage: Eukaryota; Metazoa; Chordata; Mammalia; Diprotodontia; Vombatidae. The record is from RefSeq and is a predicted model, not a curated record.